Messenger RNA from Lolium rigidum, 2652 nucleotides. RefSeq names its product subtilisin-like protease SBT5.3. The coding region runs from base 140 to 2521 and encodes 793 amino acids. Gene Ontology annotation, molecular function: serine-type endopeptidase activity. The transcript has 8 exons. The record is from RefSeq and is a predicted model, not a curated record. Gene Ontology annotation, biological process: proteolysis. Lineage: Eukaryota; Viridiplantae; Streptophyta; Magnoliopsida; Poales; Poaceae.
CAGCCACAGAUCGAGUCCUCGUCUCGUGGACUAAACCCGCCGCGGCCAUCGCGCAUAUAAAUCCGCCCCUAGCCCCAUCCCUCAGUCCGCCUGCUACCAUAAUCUCCGCACCACAUCGCCAGCGAUAGAGGAUCGAUCCAUGGCGGCCGCGAGAGCCAGCGGCGUGAGAUCCAUGGCUUCCCUCGGCUUCGUCGGCUUCCUCCUCUGCGCGCUGCUGCUCAUCCAGCAGCCCUCCCCCGCCAACGCCGCCGAGAAGCGGUCUUACGUCGUGUACCUCGGGGAGCACUCGCACGGCUCGCAGCUGCACGACCUCGCCGCCGUCGACCUGGCGGCGCUCGAGGAGAAGGCCACCAACUCGCACUACGACCUCCUCGCCACCGUCCUCGGAGACAAGGCGAAGGCGCAGGACGCGAUCUUCUACUCGUACACCAAGCACAUCAACGGCUUCGCCGCUAACCUCGACGCGGAGGAAGCCGCCGAGAUCGCCAGGUUGCCUGAGGUGUUGUCGGUGUUCCGGAACAAAGCGUACAAGCUGCAUACGACACGGUCGUGGCAGUUCCUCGGGCUGGCCGGUCCAGGCGGUGUCCCGCGCGGAGCGUCAUGGCGGAAGGCUAAGUUCGGCGAGGGUGUCAUCAUCGGCAACAUCGACACUGGUGUGUGGCCAGAAUCAGAGAGCUUUCGGGAUCAUGGGCUGGGACCAGUCCCCAAGAAUUGGAAAGGAACUUGCGAGAAAGGCCAAGAUGAUACGUUCCACUGCAACGGGAAGCUGAUCGGGGCGCGCUACUUCAACAAGGGUUAUGCGUCGGAGGGACUUAACACCAAUGCCACCGAGUUCAACACGCCCCGAGACAGCGAGGGUCAUGGCACGCACACGCUGUCCACUGCCGGCGGCUCACCGGUGCCUGGCGCGAGCGUGUUGGGCUUUGGCAACGGCACGGCCACGGGUGGCUCUCCCCGCGCGCUAGUGGCCGCCUACCGCGUGUGCUAUAAGCCGGUAAACGGAAGCUCCUGCUUCGAGGCGGACAUCCUCGCCGGGUUCGAUGCUGCCAUCCACGACGGCGUGCACAUUCUCUCCGUCUCCCUCGGCAACGACGGUGAGGCGUAUGACUACUUCGACGACGCCAUCUCCAUCGGUUCUUUCCAUGCCGUCCGCCGCGGCAUCACAGUCGUCUGCUCUGCGGGAAACUCAGGACCCAAGCCCAGCUCCAUCUCCAACGUUGCGCCUUGGAUCUUCAACGUGGGCGCCAGCACUAUGGACCGCGAGUUUCUGGCUUACGUCGUCUUCAACGGCACAAGGACCAAGGGGCAGAGCCUUUCUGAGAAGGUGCUCAAGGGGAAGAAAUUUUACCCAUUGAUCGAUUCCGCUCAAGCUGCAGCGCCAGGCCGAUCCCAAGAUGAGGCGCAGAUUUGCUUGCCGGGGUCUCUGGACCCGAAGAAGGUGAAGGGGAAGAUCGUGGUGUGCCUGCGAGGGACGAACGCGCGUGUGGCGAAGGGCGUGACGGUGCUCCAAGCAGGCGGCGUCGGGAUGGUGCUCGCCAACGACGCCAGUUCCGGCAACGAUGUUAUCGCCGAUGCGCACUUGCUCCCGGCCACACACAUCAGUUACCGCGACGGCCUGCUCCUGUACUCCUAUCUCAAGUCCACCAAGUCUCCUACUGCGUACGUUGAGAAGCCGGUGACAACCCUAUGGACGAAGCCGGCACCGUUCAUGGCCGCCUUCUCCUCACAAGGGCCCAGCCCUGUCACCCCGGAGAUCCUGAAGCCUGACAUCACCGCGCCGGGGGUGGGCGUGAUCGCGGCGUUCACGCGUGCCAUGGGCCCCACGGAACUCACCAUGGACGCUCGCCGUGUUGCCUUCACAACCAUGUCUGGGACGUCCAUGUCGUGCCCACACGUGUCUGGCAUCGCAGGGCUCAUCAAGGCACUCCACCCGGACUGGAGCCCCGCUGCGAUCAGGUCAGCGAUGAUGACGACUGCGAUCGACGUGGACAACAUGGGCCACCCCAUCCUGAACUCGUCCCUGGCGUCAGCGGGGCCCUUCAGCUAUGGUGCCGGCCACGUCUGGCCCAGCCGCUCCAUGAACCCGGGCCUAGUCUACGACCUAGGCCCUGACGACUACCUCGGCUUCCUCUGUGCGCUUCGGUACAACGCCACUGUCAUGACCAUGUUCAAUGGCGUGCCAUACAAGUGCCCGGAGAAGGCCCCCAAGAUCCAGGACCUCAACUACCCGUCCAUCGCCGUCGUCAACCUCACAGCCGCUGGCACAACGGUCAAGCGCACAGUGAAGAACGUAGGCUGGCCAGGCAAGUACAAGGCGGUUGUCCGUGAGCCGGCCGGCAUACGUGUGUCGGUGAGCCCCGAUGUGUUGGAAUUCGGAAAGAAGGCAGAGGAGAAGACGUUCCAGGUGAAGUUUGAAAUCAAGAACUCCAAACUAGCAAAGGACUACACGUUUGGCUCUCUCGUAUGGAGCAACGGGAAGCAGUUCGUCAAGAGCACCCUAGUUGUCCAGACGGCGGCAUGAAGAGUGUAGAAUCGACUGUUAUUGUUUCGGUUAGUUUAGGAACUACAUAUCUGUAGAGAAACAGACAUGUGUUUAGGCCUCCGGAAUGAUAAUCAAGUGAAGGACAAUAAGCUGGUUAGUUGUUAUCCGCA